CCUCUAAAGCCUUAAACUCAGCCCAUCUGAAUCUGUCUGUCCCGUCAAACUAUUACAUUUAAUAUGGACGCUUUGUUUUUCACGGCGAUAUCGGCGUUUCUGCGAUUUGCCGCAACGGACGGCUUCCUCAUUGCCCACUCGCACAAGCUGCUUUGUCUCGUAACAAGAAAUGUGACGGUCCAAUUGGGCAAAUGCGAUGCGACGGACCCGGAGCAGCAGUGGAGGUGGACUGGGGGCAUGAAGCUCCUCCACCAGCGCUCCUCCCGAUGCCUGUGGGCUGAGAGCAGCCUCGCCGUGCCUCGGCACUCCCGCCUGGCCGCCCUCACCGACUGUGCCAUCUCGCCAGCCUGGCGAUGCCACGACACAAAGGGCACCCUGGGGCUGGCCAGCUCUGCCAUGUACCUGAUGAAGCAAGGCUACAGAGCUGUGCUCAGCGAAGAGCCCAGAUACUCCAAAUGGACCAGGUACAAAGGGGAUGGUCGGGGGAGGAUGCUGGAAACGCCUCUAUGCCCGCCCAAAGAUCCCCCAGUUUACACAACAACUGCAGCAAAUUCCUCCUUUUCCGCCACCAUAUUCAGCGGUAAUCCAUCAGAUACCAACACUGGACCUGUCUCCUCUAGAGCAACACGUCCAGCCCUAUCAACAAGCCACACACCUUCAAGAAGCACAAGGACCAAUACAGUGGCAGAGCACCAUGUUAGCUCCGCCUCCAGUACCAGAGCUCUCUACACUGGUGCUGCUACUCGGAUUCGGGUCCGAAGGACCAGCAGCGUGGGGCUCCUGACCAGCAAUUCCACACCUCCGGUUACCAGGACCAGUAGAGUCAGCCAUAGAGCCCAUACAUACGGUCCCAUGCCAGCCACCCAGCACUCUGAAAGUAAGAGCCGCACACCAUCCACUGCAGGCACUAGUGCACUGGCAAGCUGGACAACUUCUGAGGAUUUCCCUACAAUCACUGAUAUUCCACUCGGGACAGCUAAAACUCUGCGAGAGUCACAUAUGACUCGUACCUCGACUGAUGCAUUCCCAUCUAAGAGCCCUAAGACCCUCAGAAAUACUCCAAAUUCAAGUGCAACCACUGAGAAUCUCAUCAGGAGUGCUACAACAGGUCAAGUAGGCAGGCCAGCAUCUUCCAGAUGGUCUGCUGCAGCUAGAAGUGUGACAUCUGCUCUUCUCAAAGUGUCUACAGCUGAUGGAGCUGCUUCCAAUUUCUUUGCCCCACCUGCUAUGAUUGCUGGGACACUCACCAUAACCGCAGCACCACCCAGUAUAUCUUCAGCUCCAGUGAGCAUUUCCUCUGCUGCAGAAACUGUUGGUCCUAUUACCUCGGCAGCUCCUACUAUGGCACGGGCUGAAACUAUUGUGCUCAAUAGAACUGAUGCAGUGCCUGACCCUACUGUAAAUCCCACUGUGACUGAUACAGCGUCUACUGUGGGCAUAGGAACUCCAGCUCCCAAUAUGCCCACCGUUUCUGUAGUUCCCUCUAUGACCACCACAGAGCCCACCAAUACUGUAGUUAACUCUAUGACCACCACAGAGCUGACCAAUACUGUAGUUCCCUCUAUGACCACCACAGAGCCCACCAAUACUGUAGUUAACUCUAUGACCACCACAGAACCCACCAAUACUGUAGUUAACUCUAUGACCACCACAGAACCCACCAGUAUUGUAGUUUCCUCUAUGACAUCCACAGAACCCACCAGUACUGUAGUUCACUCUAUGACCACCACAGAACCCAUUAAUACUGUAGUUCCCUUUAUGACCACAGUAGAACCCACCAUUACUGGAGAUUCCACUGUGGCCAUCACAGAACCCACCAUUACUGUAGAUCCCACCAUUACUGUAUUGCCAACUAGCACCACCAUAGAACCCACCAUUACUGCUGACCCCACCAUGACCACCACAGAACCCACCAUUACUGUGGUCCCCACAACGACCACCGCUGAAUCCACCAUUAUUUUAGAUCCCACUAAGACCACCACAGAACCCACCAUUACAGUAGUUCCUAAUAUAACCACGUCUAUAAACAGAAUGGGUACCUUUGCCUUCAGUAUGGAAAGUACUGAAGCUAGCAUCAUGACCACAGUGACCUCCCUUGACCCUUCCACUAAAACUGCUGCUGUGUCACCCAUCACUAGCGAGGUCACUCCCCGCUCAAGAGCUGGGACCUCAGAGGAAUCCUCUUCAGCUGUCAUUGUCAUAUCUACUUCUACUGUUCCAGCUCCCAACUCAAGUACCACAGAGGCCACCAUGACUAAUGCACCUCCUUUCUCAACUACAGCUAUGCUUCCCACAAGCACCAUUACGUCAUCCAGCAGUAAUAGGGUACCACCCACUAAAGCUACUACAGCAUCUACCAUUUACACCGUAGGUCCUACCAAAAAAUUUUCAGCAUCUACAAUUUAUAUUGUAGGCCCUAACACUACCAAUCCAUCUCCCGUUACCUCAGCAACCCCCGCUACAGCCUCUACAACAUCUCCCGUUACCACAGAAACCCCCAAUACAGCCUCUACAACAUCUCCCGUUAUCACAGAUGCUCUUACCCAUAGCACUUCAGCAUCUCGCACUACUACUGUAGCUCCUUCUACUUCGGAGCUGACAGGGACUCCAACUUCCACCACAACCAUCAGAACUAAACAGUGUGAGACCACAGAAAUUAUGAAGUGUCUUGUGAACAUUACGGAGUCCCACGCCAGUACGGAGUCGGCUUUGUUAAAAUGGACUACUCCUGGAGAAAUGUGCAAUUUCAGUGUCGUUGUUCUGGACGGCAUCUUUGGAAGCGUGGAUUGUGUCCGGGAAGAAGGACAAGGCAAUGCGCACACCUGCGAAAUCAGGAGUUUACAACCUGGGACCGUGUAUCACCUCGAAAUAAUGUCGAAGACAGACGGACGGCGAGUCAAUGUGUCACUGCAAACAGAUCCACAGGAACCAGCCAGUUUGGAUGUCCAGCUUGACCAAAACCGGACCUCAGGGCUGCGGGUGUCGUGGCCACGCUCCCCAGGACAGGUGGACUGGUAUGAGCUCACCCUGAUGGACACGGAGACGGGGCAGACCCAGAGUACCGUCAUCGAAGGCUCCGCCGAACCUCAGUCCGGCUUCUCCGCCCUCAACCCCGGUACCCGCUACGCCCUCACCCUGGUGGCCAUAGCUGGCAACAAGACCUCUGCAGCCGUGCAGACCACCGCAGCAACAGCUCCGUCUGCAGUCAGCGGCCUUCAGCUCACUCCGUUCUUCAACACCCUGGGCGUUUCCUGGAAGCCGGGCCCUGGGCGGGUUGAGCGUUUUCAGCUGCUGUUGAUGGGCCAUGACCAUGACAGCCUGCGGCAGAAUGUGACACUGGAUGGCAAUGCCACCUCCUACACCCUGAGCGGCCUGGUCCCUGGACAUCAGUACAACGUCACCUUGGUCUCAGAGUCAGCAGGGCAGGAGAGCGCCAGCUUCGCACAGGUUCAGACGGCUUGGGCCAUGGUGACAGGACUCACCCUGGAGAAUGACGGCAGCCAGAGCAGCCUGACGGCCAGGUGGAAGCCGGCCCCGGGAGAUGUGGAAGCCUACCGGCUCCAGCUGACUGGCCCAGGUGCCCCCCCCCGGCCGAGGGACCUUCCCCCCAACAUCUCCAGUGUGGUCUUCAACAACCUGAUCCCUGGAGCCGCCUACCGAGUCUCUCUCAGCACGGUGAGCGUGAAGCAGUCUCCACAGACCAUUGCCACUGGGAGGACAGCUCCAGACAAGGUAACACAGCUGGUGCUGAAGGGCACGGGUGACCGCAGAGGUCUGAAAAUGACGUGGGCGCCCCCUAGAGGGGAGUGGGAUCAGUACGGAAUCCUGCUCUUCGACGGCUCGGCGGUGCAGGUGAAUGUCAGCGCGGGGAAUGACACGCGGGAGUACAGCUUCUCUGACCUCAGCCUGGUCCCUGGGAGGCUGUACAAGGCCGCAGUCACCGUGGAGAGCGGACAGCAGAGCAGCACCGAGUCCUGCCAAAAGAGAAUAGUCCCCGCAGAGGUCACACGUCUGUCCAUAGACAACGAGGGAAGCACAGACAGCCUGCGAGCCAGCUGGGAUCGUGCCACCGGUGACGCCGACUCGUACCGCGUGCUGCUCAUCCACGACACCACUGUCAUCAAAAACGAGACUGUGCCCGCUGACAUCACCUCCUACCACUUCCCCUCCCUGCGGCCUGGCACCCUCUACAGGGUGGCUGUGACAACUGUAAGCGGGGGGCUCCCCUCCGGAGAGGUGGUGGCUGAGGACCGUACAGUGCCGGCGGCCGUCAGGAAGGUAGCCGUCAGCAACAACGGACAGCGAGACUUACUCAGUGUGUCGUGGCAGCCCGGUCUCGGUGACGUGGAUAGCUACCAGGUCACCCUGCAGGACCCGAAGGUCGUCCCAUGUCUGAAGGUGUCCCGGUCCAGCCUGGAGUGCACCUUCAGCCAACUGGUGCCUGGGCGGCUCUACAACAUCUCCAUCGCCUCCCGGAGUGGGAGCUAUGAGAACCACACGGUGGUGCAGGAACGCACACGACCCUCAAGUGUGCAGACUCCAAGGGCGAUCCACUCAGCCCGUAACGACUACCUGAAGGUUAAUUGGGGACCCGCUACUGGAGACUUUGAUUUCUACCAGGUGGCCAUCAAGCACAACAACGUUGUCCUGCAGAACCAGACGGUGGGCAGGUCUCAGAGCGAGUGCGUGUUCCACUCGCUGGUGCCGGGCCGCCAGUACACUGUCCACAUCAGCACCUGGAGCGGGAAGUACGAGUCCAGCGUGUCCACAGACGGCCGGACGUUCCCGGCGGCUGUGACCUCCCUCACCCUGGCUGACCGAGGCACGGAGGACCUGCUGGUGACUUGGGAGGCCGCCCCCGGAGAUGUGGACCACUAUGAGGUGCAGCUGUUCUACAACGACAUGAGAGUGCUCCCGCCCACCGCGCUGAGCAGCACGGCCCGCGAGUACCGGCCCGUCUCCCUCACCCCCGGGCGCCUCUACAAGGUCGUGGUGUCCACCUUCAGCGGGUCCGACCAGAAGGGCGAAUUCAUCAAGUGUAGGACGGUGCCCAGCAAGGUGAAGAACAUCCACGUGAGCAACGAGGGAGAAAGCAGCAUCCUGAAGGUCAACUGGACACCGGGGCAGGGUGAUGUGGACAGCUACUCCGUAUCCCUGUCCCAGGGAGAGCAGCAGCUAGAGACACGGCCUGUCGCAAAGAACAUCAACGAGAUGAGCUUCCAGAAGCUCACGCCGGGCCAGAAGUACACCAUCACCAUCCAGUCCAUCAGCGGGGACCUGAACAAUAACAGCACAGCCAGCGGGCGCACUGUGCCUUCCACGGUGGAAGGCCUGCAGGUGGACAACCAGCAGAGCACCCACCAGCUGCAGGCCUCCUGGCAGGCCGGCCCAGGCAUUGCCGACGGUUACAGCCUGCGGCUGCUGGAUGACAGGGGGAACCAGCUCUCCAACAUCUCUCAGCCCUCCAACUCCACCCAGCACCUCUUUGAGCAGCUCACCCCGGGGAAGACGUACCGCGUCCAGAUUCAGACGCUGAGCGGGGGAAUACCCAGCAAGGACACCACCGCUAAGACCCAGACACGCCCCGCAGCGGUACCUUCUCUGGCCGUCACGGCCAACAGCAGCAGCAGCGUGACCCUGGGCUGGGGUGCGGCACAGGGCGAGCUGGACGGCUACGAUGUGCUGCUGUACGACGCUGCCAGCGAGCUCCGGGGCAGCCAUCACGCAGGGCCAGCCGCGCGUGGCUACUCCUUCCGGGAUUUGCGGCCAGGCACCCAGUACAAGGUGGUGGUGCGGACCCGCAGCGGCACACAGAGUAACGAAACCUCCAUCUGGACCAGGACUGUUCCUGCCCCCGCCACGGCCCUCCAGGCCCGGAACCGGAACCAGACGGACAGCCUGUGGCUGAGCUGGAUCCGGCCCGUCGGCGACCUCAGCAGCUACUUGCUCUUCGUCUCUGGCGCCAACGGCUCCCAGAACCUCGAGUUACCCCCCGAGCGCCAGGAGCACGUCCUCCAGAACCUUCUCCCAGGGCACCUGUACCAGGUGGAGCUCCGCACCUGUAGCGGGGAGCUGACCAUCGCUGCCAGAACGGAGGGGAGGACCGCACCAGAGUCCCCCACAUUGCUGUCCUUCCCGAGGAUCACCAACACCUCAGUAGAGAUCCAGUGGAGCGUGCCGCUUGCCGGUGAAUACGACGACUUUGAUCUGCAGUGGACGCCGCAUGAUGCCCUGUCCGUGUCGAAAGGCCAUCCCGCUCCCAAUGUGGCCAGCCGUCUCCUGAAGGGUCUCUACCCCGGCCGGCUGUACACCUUCAGCGUCCGCACCGUGAGCGGAGGCGGGGCUGCCAGGGACUCGCCCACCUACAGCCAGCCCAUCUACAAGAACGUCCAGACCAAGCCGGGCCAACUGCACCACAUCCACUGCCGCCCCCAGAGCUCCACCUCCAUCUCCUGCUCGUGGAGCGCCCCAGAGUCUGACUACGACUCCUACGUCGUUGAGUGCAUGCGGCGGAGCACACGUGUGGCGGUGUAUGAGCAGCGCGUGUCGUGCAACACUACCCUCCACGUCAUCGGCCAGCUGGAACCACACCGGCACUAUACCAUCUCUGUGCGGGUCGUCUCGGGCAGCGCUGCCAGCGAGGCAGUCGAGGACAGCGCUGUCACCAUGAUCGACCGACCCCCCGUGCCGCCGUUCACCACUCGAAUUGGCGAGGCGGUCACCCACAUCACUCAGUCCGGCAUCUCCUUCCAGUUUAACUGCAGCUGGUUCAGUGACGUCAACGGGGCCAUCAAGUUCUUCGCCAUCAUCGUGACAGAGUCGGACGCCACAGACACUGAAAGCUUGCAGCCAGACCAACAGCACCCGCUACCCGCCUACCUGGACUACAAGCACAAUAGCUCCAUCAAGGCAUACCAGACCAGAUACUUUCCCAGCCGCUGCACGGCGGACCCAGAGAAUGGUGCAGAGGGCAUCGAGAUCAGCCUGGGAACUGGCAUGGAUGUCCUGGGAGGGAGGUGUGAUCUGGAUCCUGAUCAGAACCAGAACACCUUCUGUGAUGGGCCACUGAAGCCCAAGACAGCCUACAGGCUCAGCGUCCGUGCCUUCACGCAGCUCCAGGAUGAUGAACAGAAGGAGACACUUCAGGCUCUGUACGCAGACACCUUCCUCUCCCUGCCCCUGGUGACCGAAGCUGAGCCUCUCAAUGGAGUCAUCGAGGGCAUUGGCGCCGGAAUGUUUCUCAUCGCUAUGGUGAUUGGGGUCACUGCAUUGCUUAUCUGCCGGCAGAAAUCCCGCAAAGUAUCUCAAGUGUCAGUAGCCGGUGUUCUCUUGCCUUAUAACAACGGCAUGGUAUGGAACAAUCCCAGCUACUGUGAUUACCGGAAUGUACAGGAGCGCCCUCUGGUCCGAAUGAACUCGCGGAAAGACAAGCCCACACCAGGGAUGGUCCUGGGCGUCAGAAGCAAUCGUCGCAUUUCAAGCCCCAUCAAAGCUGCUUACUUCGAGUACCACCUUGCCAAACUGCUGGCUGACUCCAGCUACUUUCUCUCUGAGGAGUUCGAGGACCUGAAAGACGUUGGCCGAAACCAGUCACUCGACACAGCUCUCCUGCCUGAAAACAGAAGCAAGAAUCGCUACAACAACAUACUGCCCUACGACUCUACGAGGGUGAAGCUGUCCUACGUGGACGAUGACCCAUGCUCCGAUUACCUCAACGCCAGCUACAUCCCGGGCAACAGCUUCCGGCGGGAGUACAUCGCCACCCAGGGCCCAUUGCCUGGAACCAAGGACGACUUCUGGAAGAUGGUGUGGGAACAGAACGUGCACAACAUCGUCAUGGUGACACAGUGUGUGGAGAAGGGCCGGGUGAAGUGUGACCGGUACUGGCCUGUGGAUCAGGACGCCCUGUAUUACGGAGACCUCAUUGUCCAAAUGCAGUCCGAGUCGGUGCUGCCCGAGUGGACCAUUCGUGAAUUCACCAUCUGCAACGAGGACCAAGUGAGGUACUCCAGAGUUGUCCGGCAAUUCCAUUACACCGUCUGGCCUGACCAUGGCGUCCCAGAGACAACGCAGUCGCUGGUGCAAUUUGUGAGGACCGUCAGGGACUACAUCAACCGCACGCCCAGCUCCGGUCCUACUGUGGUGCACUGCAGCGCCGGAGUGGGCCGAACCGGCACCUUCAUCGCCCUGGACCGGGCCCUGCAGCAGCUAGACGCUAAGGACACGGUGGACAUCUACGGCGCUGUGUUUGACCUCCGGCUGCACCGCUCCCACAUGGUCCAGACCGAGUGCCAGUACGCCUACCUGCACCAGUGCGUGCGGGACGUCCUAAGAGCCAGGAAGCUGCGGCACGAGCAGGAGAAUCCACUGUACCCCAUUUACGAGAACGUGGGCCCGGACUUCCGCCGUGAACUGGUGUACACCAGACGCUGAAGCAGCCAGCACGCCCCAGCGAAUGAGGAACCUGCUUUCACAGCGAGGCACGCAGGAAGUUUUUAUAUCAACCUGCAGUUAUUUUUAUGUAUCAAAUGUACGCAUGGUUUCCCAGCAUCUCUCAGUAGCUGUUUAAGCUAUUUAAAUAUAAGAUAGUAUUGUAUAUCUGCAUCUCAUAUAUUUAUAUAUAUUUUUCCACAUGUGCUAUUCUCUGGGUUCACACCAGUCUUUUUUUCAUAUAAGCUAGUACAUUUGCACGUAAGCCAAAAUGACUGCCUAAACUUACCAGAACGCAGACGAAAGACAAGUUAGGAUGUAAACGAAUUAACGGCUGAAACUGUCCAGAUGGAUCGAACACAGAACAAAGCCAUUGCCUUCAAGCACUUAUAACGUACAAGACGAUCUCAGAAUAUAAACGCAGACAAGCAGACUCUCAUUGUGUUAAAUUUAGCAUUCUGUCAAAUUUACCUUGUUAAAAAAAAAAAAUCAAAUUUGCUUAAUUGCAUGCAUCAUUUUUGUUGAUACAUCACAUAAUUCCAGUGAUGUAUGGCCUAACAGAAUCUCACCCAGGAGAGCAGAAGAUAUACUGAAGAUAUACCAUUUGUUCCUGAGCCUGGUUAGCAUUUCCUGUUACUCAUUCUGCACUUUAUAGUGCAGGAAAUUCUUCACCAGCUCAUUACCGGUGUAUUUUAUGACACAUUUAUAUAAAAAGAAAAGAAAUCCCACCAGUUCCUUACAAGUCCCAUUUUCUGCUUAAUGUAACACAGAAAUAUCUCUCCAUGUACAAAUAUAUGUAUCCAAGCUACCAAGCUCUCGGCAGACAUCUACAUAACUAUUUAAAAUAUCUAUUGUGCCCCAAUAACAAGCUUUGUUUUAUUCUGUGAGAGAAAUUAAAUGCAAAAAACUUAUCAGUCUUGCCCUGCUAAUGCAGAUUUUCUGUCUAUUUUACGAUCUAACCAUUCCAGAGUUAAUGUCAGUGCCUAUUAUUCCAUUAUAAAUGCACUGUGAAUUCCUAAUUCAUGGGCCUGUGGUUUGUCAGGACUCCCUGGUUACAUGGUUACAUGAUCUCUUUCGCUGGUUAGUUGGUGUAGAAGGGGACAGCUUUUGACAAUCAGACUGUGGAAAAGGGUUUUAUAGAACUUUUUUUUUAUAUAGAAGAAUGAGAUCUUGAGUUACUUCAUAACUUAAAAAACAGCACUGAGUGAAGCAAUCGCUCAUGACUCAUGAGUCACAUGCACAUAUAUUAUUGUGGGGAUGGUGUGUGUGGCUCAGUGGGCUAAGCCUCCGUGCCUGUGAUUAGUAGGUUGCUGGUUCAUGCGUGGCCUCGGCAGAAUAGUCACAUGUCUGAGGGCUGUGGAGUGAGGCCCUUAACCCCCAGUUCCCUGGGCACCACAAGGUGGCUGCUCCUUGCUGUGACCCCCCCCCCCAAGCAUAUACAUCAUUAUUGGUAUGGAAUCAUCAUCAAGUCAUGCUCUAAUAUUCUUCCAGAGUAAACACUCAUGAAUGGGGCAUAGCUAGAAAUUCUGCCCCCCCUCCCCCACAAACCACCUUAUGCGGGGGGGCUGAAUCAGCCAGGGUCUCCAUGCCCCUCCAAUACCUAUGCUGACAUGCACAUAUAUUUUUAUAUCAUAAAAGAUAUGGAAUCACUAAGUCCAGUGCAAAUAUUCCAUCAAAGUAAACAUUCAUGAGUCACAUGCACAUGAAGUAUUACAUCGUACAAUGAAUGAAAUCGCAGACGAGUCACAUGCAAAUAUAGCAGAACACAUUGUGCCGUAAAGGACAACACAAAAUUACACCAGUCAGUACUCACUGGAUGUAUUUCCAGCAUCAUGUUUGUGUAGUAGAUAUUUAAGAGAGAUUAUAUGUAAACUGUAGCAUAUAUAAUCAUAGCUGUUAUAAACUGCAUUUAAAAAUGAUUGCUAGAAUGUGCAUAACGUGUUGAUACACAGUGUAUCGUUUAACAUUUUAUGCAAUAGAUUUAUUGCAGGCUAAAGUGGACAGAUGAAGUUACUGCUUCAGUAAAAAAAGUACUUAUUUUUAUAUAAGAGUAAAAAUACAAUAAAAAAAAAACAUUUCAAAAGGAAAACAAAAAAAAGAACACAGAUAUAUAUGGUUAAUGGAAUAUAAACACUUAAAGAACUAUAUGCGGGACUUAAGGUAGCGGAGACUUGCGUGCAUUAUAAGGGACCACUUGAAAUUCCUAAAUGCAUUUUGAAAUGUGAGAUUAAAUUACAGAAUGCAGAGAUAUGUACAUUUGCCUUAUGGAGACUAAUAUCUGUAUCUUAUUUUAACAAUAUUUUAACAAAUAUUUUACCUACAUAUCAAAAUGCAUAUGUGCAUUCACAUGUUUAAUCUGCUUGGCAUAUUAUCUUUGAACAUUAAUGACAUCAUCUAUAGUUGCCCUUUAAUAACUGGAUUGGCAGGUUGGCUUUGUUUACCCAUCACCCCAGGGUCCUUUCCGACUGCCAGCUUUGAUGGCCUAAUCCACAGGGGCAGAGUGGAAGUUUUUAACCAAUUUACCGAUCAGAAAUAUCCUGCUUUUUGAAUUGCUAGCUUCCUAAAUGUGGUGCUCAUUGUAAACCAUGUAUUCUGUUUUGUCGCUCAAGUGAGCUCUUAAUUAGGCUUGGUUAAGAUACUGAAUAAUGCCUGUAUUGCACAACUAAAAUCAUGUAACGGAACAGGUUACUCAAGAACCAGACAUUUCUCAUGUUAUCCAAUAAAGAAACUAAAAUUUGUGCUAAUAAAAUAUAUUCUCUGCAUGUGAUCGUUUAUCAAACUAUAGCAGAACGCAGUUUACAAAUGGGAAUGUAUUAUAUACAUCAAUUACUCAAGGUCAGCAGAUGAAUACUGAACUAGUUGAAUAUUGAAUAUUUGAAAGAUUAGUCAAUAAUGAAUCUUAAUUUUACCAUAUUUAAAACACUAUUUAGAGCCAUUUGUUGUUGUAAUGGUUAUUACAGAAACCAGUGUGGUCCAGAGUCAUCAGCAUGCUGCCGUUAAUCACAAUCAUUAAAAUUUAAGCAUCUCAUUCACCUAAAGCACAGUCAGGCCUCAUUAAGAGCUUCACAGUACUUAAAGCUAAGCUAACAAGGAGCAGGAUUUAUAUAGCUAACGAUGCGUACUGACACCUAUGUAUGCGAUACAUAGAAAUGCCUCCCAUAUAUGUAUUAUAUAUAUAUAAACAGAACUUCAGAAUUAGGAAACUGCCCCAUAUUAGAGAGUUCAUAUUUCUGAUUGGCUGAUGUCCUCAUAAUUGGACUUCUGUAUUAGGUGAAUGUGUUGACGCUUUAAAAAGUGUGUGACCUUUUUUGGUGGGGUCACGCCGCUGGUGUAAUGUGAAACGGACAGAACAGGCAAACUGUCAAGAAUAUAGCUGAUUUUAAGAAAUGCUUUACACUGUCUUGGAAGCAGAUAUGUCACAGAGGAUGGCAUCCAGUUUCCAUAAUGUAACAAUCUAUGUACAGUAUGUUACAUAUUUCCACUCAUUUCAAUGUUCUAUGAAUGUUAUUAAAAUAACGGCCAGUUGAUGCAA
Molecule: messenger RNA, 11962 nt
Organism: Paramormyrops kingsleyae
Lineage: Eukaryota; Metazoa; Chordata; Actinopteri; Osteoglossiformes; Mormyridae
Product: protein tyrosine phosphatase receptor type B
Biological process (GO): angiogenesis; peptidyl-tyrosine dephosphorylation involved in inactivation of protein kinase activity
Cellular component (GO): signaling receptor complex
Molecular function (GO): protein tyrosine phosphatase activity; cadherin binding
Source: RefSeq, a predicted model, not a curated record